Ceratina calcarata is the source of this 1443-nucleotide messenger RNA. RefSeq names its product Gustatory receptor-like Holozoa. The coding region runs from base 1 to 1443 and encodes 480 amino acids. The record is from RefSeq and is a predicted model, not a curated record. Lineage: Eukaryota; Metazoa; Arthropoda; Insecta; Hymenoptera; Apidae. The transcript is spliced from 8 exons.
AUGUUUUCUUUUCAAGUUCAAAACCAUUGUACUCGCUUGUCCAGGAAAAUGACACUGAGAGACAAGGCAAACUCUAACAAUGAGUCAAAAAAUGGGAAAGAUCCCCCUCAACAAAAUCAUGAGGAAGCAUUACAGGCGUCUACACCAUCUGGAUUAUCGGAUUUACAAAUGCAAAGUACAGAGGUAGGCGAGAUCACGGAAAUGCCAGACUAUGAAAUGCUGAGCACGUCCGCGGUACUUCAUUACUGUAAGAAUAAAAUACUGAGGCCGUAUCUGAGACUGUUAGGAGUGAUGGGUCUAAAACCAAUAAGCAACGAUGAUGCAGAGAGAUGCUCUCUUCUCUGUCUAUUCACAAAUCUUCACACCUUUCAAGUCACGAUAUUCAUGUGCAUCGGAUACGUUUUACAGUACAUGGCGUGCUUCAGGAGAGACAGAGGUUUUUGUUAUAAGACCACGCCCAUGAAAUUUGAAAUGUUGUCCAAUAUUGGCAAAGAAGAUUUUGCAGAAGUUGCCUGCUUCGGAAACAUACUAUUCAGUUACUUGAUUCCCAGUAUUCUGCAUCUAAGUGCAUAUUUGUAUACGGUUUAUCUGUUUCGAAUCAAAGAGAAUGAACAGUUACAGAAUUUGAUGGAAAGGGCGUUCCUUCUGUCUUCGAAUCCUGUGAAUCGUGGAAAUCAAAGGAGACUCGUGCGUAUACUGUGGCUGUUUAUAGCGUUCAGCCUCUUGUGGAUAAUCAUGACACUGGUCACAGCAAAUAUUUUGAUGGCUGAAGGAAGUAUCGCAUUUCAAUGGCUGGAAUACGGUCCGUAUCACGUAGAAAUAAUAUUGAAGGUACUUCUGAUCGUCUGCACAUUAUGGCAUGAUAUGGUUCAAGGAACGAUCAUUACUAGUUACUGCUUGCAAGGCCAACUUCUACUGGCACAUCUCUACUUUCUUCGUGGAAAACUGCUUCAUCAUACCUUAGCGCCCAUCGACUGGAUGAAGGAACUCAGCGAGUUCAAAAAAUUGUUGAAGUACUUCAACGACGAACUAGGGCCAGCCGUGUGCAUUUACACGGUCGUCAACUUAUCGUGGGCAGCCGCCGGCACCAUUUGGCUGCUUCGAUACGAUAAGAACGACGAGCAAACCGAUCCCGUCACUUGCAUAGAGAUAAUAAACGUGGUACUGUGGAUUUUAAUAUCGAUAGUCCCUUUUAUUCAGGCUGCUCGAUUGACUGCGGGUUGUUCUAUGAUACAAAGUAUCGGGCACGAGGUACGAAUUCGCCCAUUCGUCUAUCAAAGCACUCCGGGUGAGGACUUGGACACGAUACUUUUAUACACGUCGUCGCUGAAGAUGUGCGCCAGGCUUUUCAGAGUACCGAUCACGGGCAGAUACCUUUGUCUAUUUCUGACAGCGAGCAGUAUCUUAAUACUUACAUUAGGGCAAUGCCAAUUUUUCCAAUAA